UUACGUUUCUCAAAUAUAUUAAGUGUUUAACGUUCAUUUAUAAAUAAAGUGACUUUUUUGGCGGGAACGCGAGGAGUGAAGUUGUGUGAUUUGUUUUAUUUUGUCUAUUUAGUGUUUCUUCAGGUUUAAAUGUGUAAUAACGGUGGUUUAUUAACUGUUUCAUAUCUGUGAAAGUGCACAAAUGUGGGAAAAUGAAACAAAGCUGCUGGACGUAACUUCUCGGGUUCCUCCAAAAAGUCCACUGAAAAAUCUCAGUAAAUGACCACCAUUUUACUGCGAUUAUAUUUCAUCCCAUAUCAUCUCAUUUCAUUAAAUUUCAUCCCAGUUGAUUAAUGUUUCAAAUUAAUCAUCUUCAUUUCAUUUCACUCCAUAUUAUCAUUUUUCAUAAAAUUAAGGAUAUAAAGUAAAAUAAGACAUGACUUAAAAGUCUUAGUUACACGUCAUAAAAUCUCUUAAAAAAAAAAAAAAGUAAAAACCUAAAUACAGAACAUCAGGAACAUAGAUUAUACACAUAAUAUAUUUGAGAAUCAGGAAUCAAGAUUCAGUUUUAAUGCAGUAAAUUUAGAUAAGUGUAUAAGCGUACAUUUAUGUAUUAAUAUAAAGAAUCAAUUUACAAAUCUUCGUUUGCAAUUGGUUUUAGUUGAUAGGACUAUUUCUAGGAUUCAAUAAAAAGUGAAAAAAUAUAAUCUUGUGGUUAUAUCUAACGUAUAUAAAGUAAAAUGGGUAGUGAUCGCCACCACAGUCCUGAGCGGUUUCGCAGUAGGAGUCACGAGAGACGUCGCAGUCGUGAUCGUCGUGAUCGGAGUAAAGAUCAAAGGAGAAACUGUAGUAGAGAGAGAAGUAAGGAUAGAACAGAAAGGCAUAGAGACAAGUACAAAGAACCAGAGAGACCGCGUAGAGAUUAUGACAGAGGGAAGAGUUCAUAUAGAGAGCAUAAUGGAGGAGGGCUUGGUGGAGGUCUUGGUGGUGGUCCUGGACCCAGAGGUCGGUAUAAACCUCAGGAAGAAGAAUUUUUGGAUGCAAGGCGAGAGGAGCGAGAACGAAUAGGCACACUUGGAGUUUCAGCUAUAUGGGGCAAGUCACCCACAAGGCCUGAUGAUACAGAAGAUGAACAACCUACAAAGCAAGACAGUUCAGAUCACAAACAUAAAAAAAAGAGCAAGAAAUCAAAAGAUUCCAAAGACAACACAAAGGUAAAAAAACUCAAAAAAAAGCUCAAAAAGAUGAAAAAGGCUCGAAAGAAAGCUAAAAAAAAAUCAAAAGGUUCCAGCAGUGACUCUAGUACAAGUGAAGAAGAGAUAUGGGUGGAAAAAGGAAAAGAGCAUGAAGUUCAACAGGCACAAUCAGAACUAUGUAAAGACAAUGAAGAAUUAUCUUCGGAGAUCAUUGGUCCAGAGGCUCGUGCGAUCGGCAGUGGAGCUCUCAGUGUUAGGGAGCUUGGUGGUGCUCUACUACCUGGAGAAGGUGCUGCCAUGGCUGCUUUUGUGGCAGACGGAAAGAGAAUUCCACGCAGAGGAGAAAUUGGACUUACAUCUGAUGAAAUUGCCUCCUAUGAAGCUGUUGGAUAUGUCAUGAGUGGGAGCAGACAUCGACGCAUGGAAGCAGUACGUAUCCGCAAAGAGAACCAGAUCUACUCGGCUGAUGAGAAGCGCGCCCUCGCCGCAUUUAGCAAGGACGAAAGGAACAAACGGGAAAACGCUAUCCUUAGCCAGUUUAGAGAUGUCCUCAAAGCCAGACAAAAACGAGAAACUUAGUACGAAUAAAUAUCUUGUGCCCCAGCAGAGACACCACUCAAUCAGGGUAUAACCCGUUUGAAGAUGGUACGCCGUUACAUUAUUGGGUUGCAAUAACCUUUUCAUCUGUAACAAAGUACACAACGAGGACUGAAAUCAACCUUUUAAUUAAUAUUUUGUGACAGGUUAUAUGCGUUUCUUUGUUGAAAAUUCCACAUUCUACCAGGUGGUAUCAUCACCUCUAUUCGUUUAGUACAGUAAAAAAAUCUCAAUAAAAAAA
Molecule: messenger RNA, 2013 nt
Organism: Bombyx mori (domestic silkworm)
Lineage: Eukaryota; Metazoa; Arthropoda; Insecta; Lepidoptera; Bombycidae
Product: NKAP family protein CG6066
Exons: 5
Coding region: 720-1754 (344 amino acids)
Biological process (GO): regulation of gene expression
Cellular component (GO): nucleus
Molecular function (GO): chromatin binding
Source: RefSeq, a predicted model, not a curated record